Messenger RNA from Ectocarpus sp. CCAP 1310/34, 1343 nucleotides. Lineage: Eukaryota; Phaeophyceae; Ectocarpales; Ectocarpaceae. The record is from the annotation of a GenBank genome assembly.
AUGAGUGCAGCCGAAGUUGGGCCAGCGGCAGCUGUGUCAAAGCCAGGCAAGUGUGAGCGCAUCCUUUGGCUGGGAAACCAGCCACGCGGAGAGGUGCUGCUGAUCACAACUCUCGUCGACAAGAAGAGCCCCAACAGGUCUUCGAACAAGCUUCUCAAGAACAAGCGCGAAAGGUGGGAGAAGGCUCGCGGGCGUUCCGGUGGCAGCAGCAGCAGCGGCGGUGGCGCUAAGACGAAUGCCGACAGAGAGGUAGCCGACCCCGUCAUGGCGGCUUUUCGAGGAUGUGGCAGGACCCGAUACGGGGUGACGAUAAGCGAGCCAGCUGAGCCGACGGCGCCGGCUGACUGGCGCCAGCAGUCUACGGAAACGUUUGUCGCGUCCAUGGACAGCAUGGGGUAUAACAAGGCGCUGCAUCACUUGGAAGGCACCGGCUCAAAGUUUGCGAAGGAGACGCGUGUUCGCGUGCGAGAGUUGGAAGCCAAGGUCAGCACAGCGGUCUCGUUAGAGCGAGCCCUCGAGCAAGCGCAAAGGCAACGUAGAACCAAGGAGGGUAGCCACACGUUUCAAACGAUCCUCACCGCUGCGUCGUAUCCCGUGGACGACGUAGACGGGGCUCCAUCGGUGUCAGCAAGACGUAGGGCAGCAGCGCUGGGGGUUCGCGAGCAAGCCUUCAACUUUGCGGCGGAGCGUGCCAAGAAAUUGCUGUCCGAUCUCCAACCAACCGAGGCGAUAAAGCGCGGUGUCUACUGGUUUUGGGUCCGAGCUAAGCAAAGCAAUGCUCCCAGCGAAGAGCUGCUGGAGUUGAUGAGACAGUACUGGCACACGGACGAGAUGUCACGCCAGCAUGGUAACUCAGCUGAGCGCGACAUGUGGAACGAGAGCAAGUCUCCGACAGCUCACCGCCACCCUCGGUGGCAGCUUACGGAGCCGGGUGGGGGCGAGGCGGUGUACGCCAAGUUCCUCAACUGGGCGUCCUACAAGAGCUUCAAGGAGCGACAAAGCGACAACUUCACGGACCCUGGCUGUACGCUCUUCCUCUCGACGCGUUGCAAGUGCCUGGUCCUCCCUGCAAUGGAGCAGUGCGCGUGCAAGAUCCAUUCGCAGCAGGUGCUAUACAUCGAGGCGCUAGCCAAUGUCGACAUAACCAGCCACGGGGAAUGCGAUUGUCGAUGGUGCAACGUAGACGGCGAACGCAGGUAGCGGGAAGCGCCGAAGCAUAUGGGCACUUUCUCCGAUGCAAUUGGCUGCCCGAAGGUCAACUUGCGGGCAGCGGACCCGGAGGGUGACAGUUGAAUGGGGCGGAAACCGGAGUGCAACUCUUUGGACUGCGCUAUGUGUGGGUU